UAUACAAUAUCUGGCGUCUAAGGACUUUGGAAAAGCAUACUGUUGGUUACAAAGUAUAUGCUCUAUACCAACAGUCAACAGCUCGAUGUUGUAUAAGCAUGAGCUGAACUUGAAUAAAAGCAUGCGGGAGACCAUAGCUCGCAUUACACGGCGCUGGAACUCUUGGUUAAAUCUAAGUCAGCAAAUACGUGGUCUGAAUAACAAGGAACUGGAUUUGUAUGCACUAAAAGAAAAUGUCUAUCCUGCGGCCUUGUCUUGCAGCCUAGUGCAGUGGACGGCGAUCACUCUCGAGGAAUUCCUAGCCCAAAAUUCAGACGUACUAAACAUUUCUCCGGAUGAUAAGGGCAUAACAUACAAUUCCUAUCGUGCUGUGAUUGUUCGUGGCUCUGCCAAAAUGGAGUGUUUCAUUCGAAUCCCGAGUAAUUAUCCAUUGGAAAUGCCACUCUGGAUAUUGAGUGUGCAUUGGAACGGUCGCCGUACAUCGCAGAAUAAUGCAGCUAUCAAGAUGAUGGAGUACUGGACCAACUCAUUGCAACCCCAACAGCUGGAAGCAAAUUAUCGUAUUCUGUACGCUCAGCUUUUCCGAACUAUUUAUAGUUUUGACAUCUUUCUGGAGACAGAAGGCUCAAUGCAGACGACUAUAGAAUACACCAAGGAAAAGCCUUAUAUAAGUGCAUUUGCAAAACGAUGCCGAUUGCGUCCAUAUAAAUACAUAAAAAAGGGUUCCGUACACGCAUUCAAACAAUAAGGAACUAAAAACAAA
Molecule: messenger RNA, 763 nt
Organism: Drosophila miranda
Lineage: Eukaryota; Metazoa; Arthropoda; Insecta; Diptera; Drosophilidae
Product: THO complex subunit 5-like
Exons: 2
Coding region: 86-748 (220 amino acids)
Biological process (GO): positive regulation of DNA-templated transcription, elongation; mRNA export from nucleus
Cellular component (GO): THO complex part of transcription export complex
Molecular function (GO): mRNA binding
Source: RefSeq, a predicted model, not a curated record